Chilo suppressalis (striped riceborer) is the source of this 1983-nucleotide messenger RNA. Lineage: Eukaryota; Metazoa; Arthropoda; Insecta; Lepidoptera; Crambidae. The record is from the annotation of a GenBank genome assembly.
AUGCUAGACUCCUUGGUCCGUGUUUCAAGACGGGUCCUGCGAGUGCCCGAAACUGAAUCAUCGCAGACAGAGACGCGCACAGUCCGAGACAGCACGGCUGCGACGACAGGCGCGCCGCACCAAAGUCCGCACAUAGGCAGGACCUCGAUGACGACGUACGCCUUGCGUCGGGCCGGACGCGCCGAAGACGCGUGCGCGAUUCAUAAUAUAUACCGUCCGACGGCCGGUCGGCGUCCGUCACGGUCCAGUCGCCAACCCCCGAAGGGGGACAGCUGGGCUCCCGAACGGCGCUUAGACCGACAUCGAACGGGUCGCGAUGCAUUACUAAGAGAGAAGUGCACGCCGUCCCCGGACGUCGACGGACGCACGCCGUGCGACACGACCCGAGGGCCGAUCACAUCGAGCGAGACGCACGUACGCCGAGGAAUGACGAUGAAUCUCUCCGUUCCCUUAGAUGGAGUUUACCACCCACUUAGGGCUGCACUCUCAAGCAACCCGACUCUGAGGAGAGUCCCUCUCGCCGCCGCCCUCCGUCGCUACGGGCCUGGCACCCUCUACGGGAAAACGGCCCCGUUCAAGACGAACUUGGACGGGAGACGCGACGACGAGAAAGCGGAACCUCCCGAACACCACAUCUCCCGCGGCCGUGACAACCGCGGGAUUCAGUGCUGGGCUAUCUUCCUGCCAACGAUAAAAUUAGAGGCAGACACGAUAUCCGUCAGCGCAACGACGACGACACCGCCCACCGGCGCCCACCCCAGUGCGGGGCGUGCGCGCGGCAGAGGCGACGACGUCGAAGCGCCUCUUCGGACGUCGAGUCCGCCUACGGCGACGAACGCGUGUGACCGGUGGUGUGCGUGCAUUAAUAGUGAAGCGAUCGAUCGAAAGAAACCAUAUCCGAGCGACGCGCUCUCUGGCAGAGUUUUCAAGUCUACAAAGAGUCGCGCUUUUGCACACACAGAAUGUUUCUUUCUGGAGAACAGCGACACAAACACGCACACACGCACACGUGCUCACGUGUAUACGUGUUCUGCGUAUGUAGCACGAAGGAGUUUCAACGGGUUGCCCGGGCCUCUAGGCCAGGGAGAACAUGCUGAUUCCUUCAGUGUAGCGCGCGUGCGGCCCAGGACAUCUAAGGGCAUCACAGACCUGUUAUUGCUCAAUCUCGUGCGGCUCGAAGCCGCCGGUCCCUCUAAGAAGAAUUUUAAUACGUCGCCAGGCCGAGUCUCAACAGAUCGCAGCACGACGCUGCUCUACCGAGCACAACACCCCGCCAGGAACGGAAGUCGUCUACAGACUAUUCCGAGCCCCGACAUCGAACUGAGAUGUACCGCCCCAGUCAAACUCCCCGCCUGGCAGUGUCCUCGAACCGGAUCACGCGGGAGUUUAACGGUGACGAGCGUUGCCGCCACGUCACCACUCUACACGCUUGGAACGAAACACCGUGCGCCCGCCGAUAUUAUCGACCGCGCACCGCUUCCGCCCAACCGAAACCGCGCCGAUCGCGCACGAGACGAAACCGACACGGCCUUACGGCUAGGAAGAUCCGCGGAAGGCCGGAACGCGGGUCCGGAUUCCGCCCCCCGUGAAGAGGGCAUCGACCAGGCCCGGCACCGGCCGCAUCCGCUUCCCGUCCAAACCCGACACGCCCCGGUCCUCAGAGCCAAUCCUUAUUCCGAAGUUACGGAUCCAAUUUGCCGACUUCCCUUACCUACAUUAUUCUAUCGACUAGAGGCUCUUCACCUUGGAGACCUGCUGCGGAUAUGGGAUCGACUGACUCGCGAGCAACUACUGUUCACGCGAAACCCUUCUCCACGUCAGUCCUCCAGGGCCUCGCUGGAGUAUUUGCUACUACCACCAAGAUCUGCACCGACGGAGGCUCCAAGCGGGCUCACGCCCAGACCCUUCUGCGCUCUCCGCCGCGCACGUCCUACUCGUUACAGCAUAAUGACAUCGCGUAAACGACGUCUCACAUGCCCGUAA